UUUUCCAUGCGUUACGUGUAAACCUCCUUCCUCGACUUUGCCCAACAGUAGGUGAAGUGUGUUGGUCUACAGUGAUCAUCAACGCGGUCUUUCUCUCCCCUUCGCUAUCUCUUGCACAAAAUUGCUCUUUUUCUCUCUCUGGGAUUAGCAAAACCCUAGACCUUUUGUGUGCGCGCGAUCAGCGGCAACAUGGGUUCCGAAGGAUCAUCAAGGGUCGUUGUGCCUAGAAAUUUCAGAUUAUUGGAAGAGCUUGAGAGAGGUGAAAAGGGGAUUGGAGAUGGGACUGUCAGCUAUGGAAUGGAUGAUGCUGAUGAUAUAUUCAUGCAAUCAUGGACUGGAACUAUUAUUGGCCCCCCUGGUACUGUGCAUGAAGGGCGUAUUUACCAGUUGAAAUUGUUCUGUGGCAAGGAUUAUCCUGAAAAUCCACCUUCCGUUAGAUUUCAGACAAGGAUUAACAUGACUUGUGUCAGCCAAGAAACUGGAGUGGUUGAGCCUCAUUUAUUUCCCAUGCUCGCUAAUUGGCAACGGGAGCAUACAAUGGAAGACAUAUUGAUGCAAUUAAAGAAAGAAAUGAUGUCUCCUCAAAACCGGAAGCUAACCCAGCCUCCUGAAGGCAACGACGAUGGCAGAAUUGAUCAGAAGGGGAUGGUGGUGAGAUGCAGCAUUGUGUAAUGAAGUCAAAAUCUACAAAUAAUAAUGUAAAUAAUUAUCAUAUUCAAUAGAUUAACUCCCUGUUAUUGGGAGAAUGGCUUUACAAAUGUAAUUAUGGACCAAUUACGUAUGGAACCUAUAAUGUGGAGCAGUCUGAGAUAGUGGUCAUCUUGUCCAUCAAUUUUCUGGAGAAUUACAAUUCAGAACUCUAAAUCAAAGAUAUUUACAUUGUAAGUUUA
Molecule: messenger RNA, 890 nt
Organism: Prosopis cineraria
Lineage: Eukaryota; Viridiplantae; Streptophyta; Magnoliopsida; Fabales; Fabaceae
Product: ubiquitin-conjugating enzyme E2 variant 1B-like
Exons: 5
Coding region: 190-672 (160 amino acids)
Biological process (GO): protein K63-linked ubiquitination; DNA damage tolerance
Cellular component (GO): nucleus
Source: RefSeq, a predicted model, not a curated record